This is a messenger RNA of Cetraspora pellucida, 421 nucleotides long. The record is from the annotation of a GenBank genome assembly. NCBI's taxonomy places the organism in Eukaryota, Fungi, Glomeromycota, Glomeromycetes, Diversisporales, Gigasporaceae.
AUGAUAUACCAAGAAUUACAACAAACAAUAGAGAAAAGCUUUAAAAGCAUUAAAGCUACAAUAAUAGUAGUAACAGGGGCAAUAGCAGUCGGAAAGACAACUGCAUUAUUAGAAAUAAAAAACUUCUUUGAGAAGCAAGGAAUUCAAGUAUUCCAAUUCAAAGCAAUAUCAGAAAAAUCAUCAGAAUUACUAAAACUAAUGUAUUUAGCAAAGCAAAACACAUUUGCAUUACAGAUAUUCAUAUUACAAGAAUUCCAAAAGAAUUUAUUACAAUUAAAGAUACUGAAAUUAGAAGGAAAAAUUAAUGAGAAAACAAUAAUACUCUUUGAUAGAGCAGUACCAGACACAAUAAUAUUCGAAAUGAAUAAUAUCCAAGACAUACAACAAAUGGAAAUACUAAAGAAAAUAAGAAAAGAUCUUA